AUGGAUGGGCCAAUGUCUCCGUUUCCGAACUUGCACAAGCAGACCGCGUCGUCUCAUGAGAGAAAGCCCUGGAAGCGAAUCGCAAAACUCGGACCAAACAAUCUCGGCUCGCCUGUUGACGGUGUGAAGUUCGUUCGUGAUGGAGUGCUCGGCUUCGGCCUCGGCUUCGGAAGGGGAACACACACCUACCUCUCCUUCCCCGUCUGUCUCGAGACCAGGCCUUUUCCUAAGAGCUUACCGACCAGCGGUCGUCUACGCAACCCGAACAUCUGGCAAAAGACGUGA
Molecule: messenger RNA, 285 nt
Organism: Colletotrichum higginsianum IMI 349063
Lineage: Eukaryota; Fungi; Ascomycota; Sordariomycetes; Glomerellales; Glomerellaceae
Exons: 2
Coding region: 1-285 (94 amino acids)
Source: RefSeq, a predicted model, not a curated record